Canis lupus familiaris (dog) is the source of this 3120-nucleotide messenger RNA. RefSeq names its product ADAM metallopeptidase with thrombospondin type 1 motif 15 (gene ADAMTS15). The transcript is spliced from 8 exons. Bases 271 to 3120 code for a protein of 949 amino acids. Gene Ontology annotation, biological process: extracellular matrix organization; proteolysis. The record is from RefSeq and is a predicted model, not a curated record. Gene Ontology annotation, molecular function: zinc ion binding; metalloendopeptidase activity. NCBI's taxonomy places the organism in Eukaryota, Metazoa, Chordata, Mammalia, Carnivora, Canidae.
CGUCGCCGGCGGCUGCGGCGGAACGACGGCCCCGCACCUCCCGCCGGGUCCCCGCCGCGGUCUCCGUCCUUGCACUUGCUGAAGCCGCGGGGCGCGCCUCGCUCCGGAAGGCGCAGGUAGGAGGCCGCGCGCCCCGCUCCGGGAGGAGCUCCCUGCCCGCGCUCGGCCUCCUGGAAGCCGCGGGCGGCCCCGGAGCGCCGGUUCCCGGGUGCGCGCCGCCACGAGCCGGGCCGAGCCUGCCGAGCGCGCCGCCGUGCGCUGCCCGGAGCCAUGCUCCUGCUGGGCAUCCUGAGCCUGGCACUGGCCGGGGGGCCCGCGGGCGGCUCGGAGCCCGAGCAGGAGGUGGUGGUCCCCAUCCGCCUGGACCCGGACAUCAACGGCCGCCACUACUACCGGGGGGGCGCCGAGGACCCCGGGGAGCAGGGGCUCAUUUUGCAGAUCACAGCGUUCCGGGAGGACUUUUACCUCCACCUGACGCCGGAUGCCCGGUUCCUGGCGCCCGCCCUCGCCACGGAGCGCCUGGGCGUCCGCCUGCCGGCGCUGGCCGCGGGCUCCCCGGACCUGCGGCGCUGCUUCUACUCCGGGGACGUGAACGGCGAGCCGGACUCGUUCGCCGCGGUGAGCCUGUGCGGGGGGCUCCGCGGCGCGUUCGGCUACAGGGGCGCCGAGUAUGUCCUCAGCCCGCUCCCCAACGCCAGCGCGCAGGCGGCGCCGCGCAACGGCCAGGGCGCACACCUCCUCCGGCGCCGGGGCGCCCCGGGCGGGCCCCCCGGGGACCCCACCUCUCGCUGCGGGGUGGCCUCGGGCUGGAACCCCGCCAUCCUGCGGGCGCUGGACCCGUACAAGCCGCGGGGGCCCGGCUUCGGGGAGGGUCGCAGCCGGCGGAGGUCCGGGCGCGCCAAGCGCUUCGUGUCCAUCCCGCGCUACGUGGAGACGCUGGUGGUGGCGGACGAGUCCAUGGUCAAGUUCCACGGCGCCGACCUGGAGCACUACCUGCUGACGCUGCUGGCCACGGCGGCGCGCCUCUACCGCCAUCCGAGCAUCCUCAACCCCAUCAACGUCGUCGUGGUCAAGGUGCUGCUUCUCGGCGACCGCGACGCGGGGCCCAAGGUCACGGGCAACGCGGCCCUGACGCUGCGCAACUUCUGCGCCUGGCAGAAAAAGCUGAACAAAGUGAGCGACAAGCACCCGGAGUACUGGGACACGGCCAUCCUCUUCACCAGGCAGGACCUGUGUGGGGCCACCACCUGUGACACGCUGGGCAUGGCUGAUGUGGGCACUAUGUGCGACCCCAAGAGAAGUUGUUCUGUGAUCGAGGAUGAUGGGCUUCCAUCAGCCUUCACCACUGCCCAUGAGCUGGGCCACGUGUUCAACAUGCCCCAUGACAAUGUGAAAGUGUGUGAGGAGGUGUUUGGGAAACUCCGAGCCAACCACAUGAUGUCCCCAACACUCAUCCAGAUUGACCGGGCCAACCCCUGGUCGGCCUGCAGCGCUGCCAUCAUCACCGACUUCCUGGACAGUGGGCAUGGCGACUGCCUCCUGGACGCGCCCAGCAAGCCCAUCUCCCUGCCUGAGGACCUGCCGGGUGCCAGCUACACCCUGAGCCAGCAGUGCGAGCUGGCCUUUGGCGUGGGCUCGAAGCCCUGUCCCUACAUGCAGUACUGCACCAAACUGUGGUGCACGGGAAAGGCGAAGGGGCAGAUGGUGUGUCAGACCCGCCACUUCCCCUGGGCAGAUGGCACCAGCUGCGGGGACGGCAAGUUCUGCCUCAAGGGGACCUGCGUGGAGAGACAUAACCUUAAUAAGUACAGGGUGGACGGCUCCUGGGCCAAGUGGGAGCCCUACGGUGCCUGCUCACGCACCUGCGGCGGGGGCGUGCAGCUGGCCCGGAGGCAGUGCAGCAACCCCACCCCCGCUAACGGAGGCAAGUACUGCGAGGGAGUGAGAGUGAAAUACCGAUCCUGCAACCUGGAGCCCUGCCCCAGCUCAGCUUCCGGCAAGAGCUUCCGGGAGGAGCAGUGUGAGGCUUUCAAUGGCUAUAACCAUAGCACCAACCGGCUCACCCUUGCCGUGGCGUGGGUGCCCAAGUACUCUGGCGUUUCUCCCCAGGACAAGUGCAAGCUCAUCUGCCGAGCCAAUGGCACUGGCUACUUCUAUGUGUUGGCACCCAAGGUGGUGGAUGGUACGCCAUGUACUCCUGACUCCACCUCGGUCUGUGUCCAAGGCAAGUGCAUCAAGGCUGGCUGCGACGGGAACCUGGGCUCCAAGAAGAAAUUCGACAAGUGUGGGGUGUGUGGGGGUGACAAUAAGAGCUGUAAGAAGGUGACAGGCCUCUUCACCAAGCCCAUGCACGGCUACAAUUUCGUGGUGGCCAUCCCCGCGGGCGCCUCGAGCAUCGACAUCCGCCAGCGUGGCUACAAGGGCCUGAUCGGCGACGACAACUACCUGGCGCUCAAGAACAGCCAAGGCAAGUACCUGCUCAACGGGCACUUCGUGGUGUCGGCCGUGGAGCGGGACCUGGUGGUGAAGGGCAGCCUGCUGCGCUACAGCGGCACCGGGACGGCGGUGGAGAGCCUGCAGGCCUCGCGGCCCAUCCUGGAGCCCCUGACCGUGGAGGUGCUCUCCGUGGGCAAGAUGACGCCGCCCCGCGUGCGCUACUCCUUCUACCUGCCCAAGGAGCCGCGGGAGGAUAGGGCGCCCGCCGAGCCCCGCGGGGCCCCGGGCCUGCUGGACGGCGCGCCCGGCCUCUCCAACCAGGUGGAGCCGCAGGGCCCGCGGGCGGCCGGGCGCUGGGUGGCGGGCGGCUGGGGGCCCUGCUCGGCCAGCUGCGGCGGCGGCGGCCUGCAGAGGCGCCCGGUGGACUGUCGGGGGCCCGCGGGCCCGCGCCCGCCCUCCGCCUGCCGCCCCGCGCCCCGGCCCGCGGACACCAGGGCCUGCGGCGAGCCCUGCGCCUCCUGGCAGCCGGGGGCCUGGUCGCCCUGCUCCAAGAGCUGCGGCCGCGGGUUCAAGCGGCGGGCGCUCCAGUGCCUGGGGCCCGGCGGGCGGCUGCUGGCCCGGGACCGCUGCGACCUGCGCCGCAAGCCCCAGGAGCUGGACUUCUGCGCCGCCCGGCCGUGCUGA